AAGUCAAGCAACCGGACACUACACCCUCAUGGGGGAGACAUGAGGUGGGGCUGCGGCCUUGCGAAAUCUUGAUGGGAGAUCGCGCUCUUUGAGACCACCAAUGGAUCAGUUCUUCAUGGGCAAUGGUCGCGGCGGAUGCUCCGACCAGAAUGGGUGAGGAGGUGUGUGAACGUUAACGACCAAAAUGGCAUUUCACAUCGCAACGUUGAUCCUCUUGGGAUUAGAUGCAGCACUGGGGGCUGUUUUGCCGCCCCCAUGGGCAAAUCCCAAACUGAAUCCGUGUGCGACACAACCCGGAGGAUGGCAAUUAUUGUAUUGGCCCCCUGAUGGCAAGUGCUACAAGAUAUUUAAGACUGGAUACCCAUGCUCCAACGACAUGGAACUAAGUCCCUCACCGACAAAAUCUGGCGAACAAAAAUUUUCCGCAGAAUGCCGCUGUCCUCCAAUGAAAGCCCAAUCUGCACGUGACGGCAAAUGUUACGACUUAUAUUCACGAGGACCGUGCGAAAAAGGUUUCUACUUUGCCCCAGACACCAACUACACCGACGACAACUCUAAGCGCCUUUGGGGCGUGUGCACGCAAUCGCGGCCCUGCCCCGGCCCCAACGAGAUCUUCUGGCCGCGUGACGGCCGCUGCUACCACAAACUGACCAAAGGGCCAUGCCCCAAGGGCCAACUUCUAACCACCGACCCUGACCUCAUCCCCCAAUGCCGAUGCAACAAACACCGCGAACUCCGCGACUACCGCUAUUCCGACAACCAGUGCUACCAACAUUUUACUCGAGGGCCGUGCCGCGAAAAGGGCCACCUUUUCCUUCCCGACCGCACUUGUGGCUGUCACAGUUUCCUGCCGCAUUUUCACGACGACACGCGUUUGUGUUACGAAAUCGGAACUAUAGGUCCUUGCAAUUCCGGGGAAAACUACCAACUGCACCCGGAAACACGCAGAGGGACUUGCCAGUGUAAAGCCGGAUACGUGCGUUAUGCUAAUACUUCGUCCUGUUUCCGGCCCUUUACGCAAGGGCCGUGCGCGGUUGGCGAGUUUCUUAUUAAUUCAACGACGUGUAUUGCACAGCCUUGUCCUAGGGGACACUUGUAUUUUCUCCCACAGGAUAAGUGUUACAGGAUAGGGACGCGAGGGCCGUGUCGAAAGGGCCGGAUCGUGACGUUUGAUUUCGAUACAAGACCAUCACUGGAUGGUAUUUCGUAUAACGGGGUGUGUAGUUGUGAGAAGGACGUUUACGAUAAUAAUUGUGACGAAGAGGAAAUUACUGAAUGUAGUAAAAGUGACGGAAUGGUGUGGUACCGGAAACGCUGUUAUAAACUGUACGCGCAAGGGCCGUGUCCGAAGGGUGCGUGGAUGGCACCGAAAAGGUACAAAAAACAGGAGUUGUGGGAUAGUGAGGGUGGGAAUGAGGGGACUUGUGAAUGUGUUCCUGGAUAUACCAGGACGAUAAGGACGUUCAGGAAUGUGACCGAAAUGGCGUGUAUGCCACCGACUGUGAUUUUAGCCGAUUAUUUGAAUCGGAAUUUUUCAGUAGCGCAGAUUGUAACUUUGUAAUUUAUACGAUUGAUUUUUACUUUUGUAAUAAAAAUUCAAACUUA
This is a messenger RNA of Tribolium castaneum (red flour beetle), 1605 nucleotides long. RefSeq lists its product as uncharacterized. Lineage: Eukaryota; Metazoa; Arthropoda; Insecta; Coleoptera; Tenebrionidae. The record is from RefSeq and is a predicted model, not a curated record. The transcript is spliced from 4 exons. The coding region runs from base 185 to 1561 and encodes 458 amino acids.